GACACACGGGUAAAGGAAUCCUGCAGUAAAAAUAUUUAAAAAUUUAAUUUUCGGAUUUACGCAUUGCAUAUUACCAGUGUUUCCGGUCAUUCAGUACAUUAUAUCGUUAUAUAUUUCAGGUACAGAAACCCGAUGAUAGGGAUAUGAAUGUAGCUACAUCUAUGUGCGUCGAGAGGGGUUUGUUUUUCAAAUAGAAGAGAAAUGCAGGGAUUCGUGCGGCUAGAGAGGCUAAAUAAACUACGACACUCGCCGCAUCAGUCAGCUCUCACUAUAACCAUUAAAUAAGCAAACUUUCCAGAAAGCGACCGAAACCGGUUGAAUUCACACUCUGAUCUCGGGAUGUUUGCAGAAUACUCUGCCUUGAAUGUUUGCAAGCCCGUUCGCGACUUUAUUAGAAGUGUGGGUCUUGUGUGAGCCCGACAAGGCACCUUGAGCCCCUCUGCUGUUGCUAAUCAAGUGGACGUAGCUGGCUCUGAAUGAUCACUCAAAGCUUCAGACAAGCGCGGAGGACUGAAAACGCAUCUCAAGUUAUCUGCAACAGUGAAAGAGUGAGGGAAACACAGUGGACAAGCCGCUGAACAGAGCGCCUGGAUUGGUUGAAUCUACAGUCAAAGUGCAGCGGACAAUUAGAGAAUGAUUAAUAAAAGAGGGGAGAAAGAUCAAAUAUAAAAGUCGCCCACAUGCGCUGGAUCAAUCGCUGCAUUGGGGAACGGAAUCAGAAGACGGUGGAAGAGGUGAGUUUGAAUUCCUUGCAGGCUGGUGGAAGAUGGCGGUGCGGUGUAGUUGGAGGUGGUGAGAGCGAAACUUCGGGGCGCCUUGGAUUUAUUUGUGAACAUCUCGACCCGGACCGUAGGACACAUGCAGGCCAAAAAACGCUAUUUAAUCUUGCUCUCCGCCGGCGCAUGUCUUGUUCUACUGUUCGUCUUUGGGGGUUUACAAGUCCCAGCGUCCAGCAGGAAUCCGAACCGGCGAGACGACCGCAGCCGGAAUGGGUAUCACCCGGAUCAUCCCUGGCCACACUUCUCGGACCCUUUACCACCGUUUAUUCCCUGGGAUGGAUUGGAAACCGAUGAAUAUAACAUUCACAUAUCACCGAAGCAGAAAAGGGAGAUGGUUUCAAGUGUGUAUAAAGGCAAGAGGUGUCGGAUGGAUUCCUGCUUCGAUUUCACUUUAUGUAAAAAGAACGGUUUUAAAGUUUACGUUUACCCCCAGCAAAAGGGCGAAAAGAUCUCAGAAAGUUACCAAAACAUUUUAUCGGCCAUCGAGGGGUCUAGAUUUUAUACCUCAGACCCCGGACAGGCUUGUUUGUUUGUCUUGAGUCUGGACACUCUAGACCGGGACCAGCUAUCGCCUCAGUACGUGCACAGUCUAAAAACAAAGAUUCAGAAUCUACAUCUCUGGAACAACGGUAGGAAUCACCUUAUAUUCAAUCUGUACUCGGGCACAUGGCCGGAUUACACAGAAGACUUGGGUUUCGACAUCGGCCAGGCCAUGCUGGCUAAGGCGAGCAUCAGCACUGAAAACUUCAGACCUAACUUCGACGUGUCCAUCCCGCUGUUCUCGAAGGACCACCCCAGGACCGGAGGGGAGCGGGGAUAUUUAAAGUACAAUUCCAUUCCCCCUUUUAGGAAGUACAUGUUGGUAUUUAAGGGGAAACGGUACCUGACUGGGAUCGGGUCCGACACGAGGAAUGCCUUAUAUCAUGUUCACAACGGUGAAGACGUGGUCCUCCUCACCACAUGCAAACACGGCAAAGACUGGCAGAAGCAUAAGGAUGCACGCUGCGACAGGGACAACGCCGAGUACGACAAGUUCGACUACAGAGAGAUGCUGCACAACUCCACCUUCUGCCUGGUGCCGCGCGGGCGUCGGCUUGGCUCAUUCCGCUUCCUGGAGGCUCUACAGGCUGCCUGUGUCCCCGUCAUGCUGAGUAAUGGCUGGGAGCUUCCCUUCUCUGAGAUUAUUGACUGGAACACGGCCGCUGUGAUCGGAGAUGAACGGCUGCUGCUUCAGAUCCCGUCCACGGUCCGGUCUAUCCACCAGGACAAGAUUCUGUCUCUGCGGCAGCAGACCCAGUUCCUGUGGGAGGCCUACUUUUCUUCAGUGGAGAAGAUUGUAUUGACUACUCUGGAGAUCAUCCAGGACAGGUUAUUCCAGCACAUGGCCCGCAAUAGCCUGAUGUGGAACAGCCAUCCUGGUGGUCUGUUUGCCCCACCCCAGUACUCCUCUCACCUGGGUGACUUCCCCUUCUACUACGCCCAGCUGGGUAUCAAACCAUAUCCCAAGUUCACAGCAGUCAUCCAUGCAGUGACACCCUUGGUCUCCCAGUCCCAGCCCAUUCUGAAGCUACUGGCUGCUGUGGCCAAGUCGCAGUACUGUGCCCAGAUCAUCGUUUUGUGGAACUGUGAUAAGCCCCUCCCUGCCAAACACCGCUGGCCCGCCACCUCUGUGCCCGUCAUUGUCAUCGAGGGGGAAAGUAAGGUAAUGAGCAGCCGGUUCCAGCCCUAUGAAACGAUCAUCACGGAUGCAGUGCUGAGCCUGGAUGAGGACACAGUCCUCUCCACCACUGAGGUGGAUUUUGCCUUCACCGUGUGGCAAAGCUUUCCAGAGAGGAUUGUGGGAUAUCCAGCUCGUAGCCAUUUCUGGGACAGCAACAAGGAGCGCUGGGGCUACACCUCAAAGUGGACCAAUGAUUACUCCAUGGUGCUGACCGGAGCUGCUAUAUACCACAGAUACUACCACUACUUGUAUACCAGUUACCUACCGACAAGCCUAAAAAAUCUGGUGGACCAGCUAGCCAACUGCGAGGACAUCCUCAUGAACUUCCUUGUGUCUGCUGUCACCAAACUACCCCCCAUCAAGGUCACUCAGAAGAAGCAGUACAAGGAGACCAUGAUGGGACAGAGCUCCCGUGCCUCUCGCUGGGCUGACCCCGACCACUUUGCCCAGCGACAAACCUGCAUGAACAAAUUUGCCAGCUGGUUUGGCUCCAUGCCCCUGGUCCACUCCCAGAUGAGGCUGGACCCAGUUCUGUUCAAGGACCAGGUCUCCAUCCUUCGCAAAAAGUACAGGGACAUUGAGAGACUCUAACGAGCUCCGGCCCCGUCCUCCUAAGAAGAGAGGGCGGGGCACAGACAGACAGACAGUUGGGGGGGGCGGGGAGGGUCAGGGUGUAUCAGGCUGCCGCAUGGACAAGGGGGCCCAAUAGCUCUAUCUUCCACUCUUCCCUUGAAGUUGCCAAUGACGACAACAGUGACAAUUCCAAGAACAACGGCUUUAUCAGUGGACCUGACCCAGGAACACACCACAUACCACAACUGACCACAGGACUUCUGGAAACCUUUUAUUCUCCACACAUGAAUGCAGAAAACUAAUGACUGGCCCUUCUCAGUACAAACCACACACGGUGAAAGACAGGAAGUACUCACUCUGGGGUCCCUCUCCAGAACCACUCACCUCCCGUUAUUUUAGCUAUGCAGAGUGCAUUCAGAGAGACCUAUGCUCCAUCGCUUUAGUACUUUAUCUUUGUGUUUUUCUUUAGCCGGCAGUGUUCAUGUUAAAAGCCCUGAGUCUCUACAAGCCAAGGCAGUCAGCCCUCUUCACAAAACUCAGUGCCUAAUACCAGUUCUGACAUAACCCUUUUCCACUGUAGUGAUGGAACCCAGCUGGUCUGUUAUCAGUUCAGGCAGUCAUCUUCAUUGUCAUAGAUAAAUGUGGUAUGAUUUCAUUUGCUACCACUCUGGUUGUAGUUAAAGUAAUCACAGUUGUGCUUUAGGAGGCUCAGUCAGCUUAACUAGGCUGCAUCCAACUCUGCAGUGGAAAUGGUAUAAAUUCUAGUUUUGGGAGUCAUAUUACAGUUAUUUGAGUGCACACACUUUUGUCUGUGUUGGUUCAUGUUGUUUUUGGCUGAUGUCAUUUAUAGGUCUUUUUCAAUUCUUCAUUUUUGGAAGGUUUAUGAGAUUUUUAUAUUUGUAACAAGAUCAGAGCCCUCAGUAAUGCAAACCAUAUUCAUCUCCUGUGACCGAAAAAAGUGGUUGUGUUCUAGUUUAAGGCAUCCCGGGCAAUUUUCUUUAAAUCGAUUUUGAUUUUUGUUUGAAAUUUGUGAAGCUGUUAUGGUGGGAAUUGAAAGUGCUGUAUUCCCAUCUUUAUCACACGGCCUUUGCUUGGCUAGGUCCAGAACAGAGUACUUUUAAGGCCUUUCAGAUGUACCGAGACAUGAACUUUGGCAAAUGGAUUAAAUGGGGCAUAUAAUGGCCCCCCACCAUGUCACCCGUAAGACAUUUCCUCACAGUGAACAUCUCUCCAUCCAGGAGACAGAAAGGUAAAAAUGGAUCCGACCUUUGCUUCCCUUUUUCAUACAACAGAAAAUCACCAUUUCUCAAAUGUGAAAGUCCAUAGACAAGUGGGAUGUUCCUCUUUAAGUUCAAUCAUGUGUGCAACAUAUUGUCUCAUGCAGUUCUGUUCAGUCUGGGUGGAGUUAUUUGAAAGUGAAAAGGGAAUUUCUUGGCAAGCUUCUUGUUUCCUCGACCCAUACUUUUUAAAUUGUGUUGUAUUAAUUCCUGAAUUUCUGACAGUAUUCUGCCUAUGUUACUAUACCCAACAUCUUUUUAAGGCACAAAAGAAACAGUGUAAACAGGGAGAUUAGAGUGUGAAACAGGAGUAUUUAAAAAUAGUCAAAUCCAUUAAGAAGCCCCAUUUCAGUGACCAGUGGCAUUUCACUUUCACACAUAUAUGUCCAUCCUGUGUCCCAUAAAAUGACUGAGUGAUCAUGUCACUUCUGCAUGAUCAUGCAGCCAUUUUACUGCUACUGUUUUUGUGUUUGCUUUUACUUUCUUGUAUUUCAUUUCAAGGGACUGGUGCUCAGACAAGGGACAGCUCCUUGUUAGUCUGUAGGAAAUUUUAAUAUUUUUCAGUGCAGGGGUUUUUGAUAGCCUGUGCUUGAAUAGGUACUUGAAUGUCAGAGGACUUGAAGGACUGCCGUGUAAAGUGGCCUUUUUGCAAAGGUGUCUGACCUUAACUUUUAACCAGCAGUGAGCAAGAUCUAUAUUUUUUUAGUUGCUGUAAUGUUGCGGAGCUGACCCUGUUUGUAGACUUCUGAAAUAUGUAACCAAAAAUGAAAUUGCACAUAAAAUUGAAGCUAGAUAUCCUACUCUUCUGAAUUAAGGGCCCUAAGGGUCCCACCCACUUUACACAAAGUGAUAAUAUGUGACCUGCUGUUUUGCCAGUCUAGCAAUCUUGGUAUCCUCAAAAUUACUUAGCUUAAGUGGAGCACGAUGGAUUAACACAGUGCCAUAUUAUUUAUUACAUGUUUCAAAUUGGAAUUAUUACAACCCCCUUUCUCUCAUUAUUCAUUAAUCACCUCAGAAAAUUACCUGUGUUGAAGGCCUCCAAUUGCCAUUCAUGGAUUAUGUGUUGUAAAAUGCAGGGGAAGUAGCCUCUUUGGUCUUUAAAUUAGGCAGAGCAAUGUUGAAUGUGUCCCAAAGUUAGAUAAGCCAAUACACAAAAAGACACUUAAUGAAAUAUAUAUCUGAACUGUUUAAAACUAGUUGCUCACCACUGAUUAACAAUUAAGGCCAGUUCCCCUUUAAUCACCUUAUUUUUAUUUUAUAGAAAUA
Megalops cyprinoides (Indo-Pacific tarpon) is the source of this 5615-nucleotide messenger RNA. RefSeq names its product exostosin-1-like. The record is from RefSeq and is a predicted model, not a curated record. NCBI's taxonomy places the organism in Eukaryota, Metazoa, Chordata, Actinopteri, Elopiformes, Megalopidae. The transcript is spliced from 11 exons. Gene Ontology annotation, cellular component: membrane. Gene Ontology annotation, molecular function: glycosyltransferase activity. The coding region runs from base 859 to 3090 and encodes 743 amino acids.